UUCACCUUGACGGGGAGCAAACGGGGCAGCGGCAGGUAGACUGCACCCGCCCGUGCACCGGAGCCGGAGCUACCCCGGGACCCCCGGGACGGGUGGCCGUAGCAGAGGUGUGGGAGGUCCAGGAGCCGGCGGCGAUGGCCAACAGCCACGACUGGUGGAAGCUGACCUUCCUGCGGAAGCGUCGGUCGAUGCCCACGGUGCUGUACGAGAGCCCCGACAGCCACGCUGCCGCCGCCAGUGAGAGCCCCGAGGGAGAGGAGGGGACGCCCGGCUUCGCCGCCCGCCUGGAGAAGAUCGUGGACAAUAGCAGCAAGGGCAAAUACGUCAAGGUCUCCAACUCGGGACGCUUCAAGGAGAAGAAAGUGCGGACGACACUGGCCGAGAACCACAACCUCUGCGCUGCUGGUGAGCGGGAGGAGAAAUGAUGGGGCCGGUUGCUGGUACCCGCUGGUCACCAGCUCCGGCUUCCCGGGGCGGCCCGGCCCCGGCUGCGGGACGAGGAAGGACUCGCACAGCAGUUUAUUUCAGAAAGAAGCAAGGACACGAUUUAACACAAAUCCCUGCCCCCCCCCCCCCCGAGCCCCCUGCAGGCAGAGGGACCCCCUCAAGGCUGACUGGUUAUACUGGGAUGAGGACUCUCACCUCAGCUUGACCACUUGCUGGGGACCACUGUUGUCCAUCAUUCACCCAUACAACGGCCACGCUCCUGCUGCUCCCCUCCGGCCUGUCACUCCUGCAGGGGCCAGACCAGGGGACUCCCUGCUCCUCUCCCAAACCUGAGGGGCUGCGUGGCAGCAGGCAGAGCCACUGACGGCCGUGUCCUUGCCAGCAGUCACCCCUAAACCAGGGGACUUGACGCUUCUCUGCCCCGAGGGAACAACCCUGUGAUCAAAGUCUCU
Molecule: messenger RNA, 899 nt
Organism: Colius striatus (speckled mousebird)
Lineage: Eukaryota; Metazoa; Chordata; Aves; Coliiformes; Coliidae
Product: proline-rich protein 15-like protein
Exons: 2
Coding region: 135-425 (96 amino acids)
Source: RefSeq, a predicted model, not a curated record